Molecule: messenger RNA, 1632 nt
Organism: Caenorhabditis briggsae
Lineage: Eukaryota; Metazoa; Nematoda; Chromadorea; Rhabditida; Rhabditidae
Exons: 6
Coding region: 1-1632 (543 amino acids)
Biological process (GO): protein phosphorylation
Molecular function (GO): ATP binding; protein tyrosine kinase activity
Source: RefSeq, a predicted model, not a curated record
AUGAGCGAUUCUAACAGUGAUGCUAGUAUCAUCAAACGAUCUAGUGGAGAAGCCACUACAGAAGACAUUCCGGAAAAGAAACAGGAGAUGACGGCAGUGAGCGAUGAGAAAGGAAGCGAUAGAAAAGAAGAAAAAGGAAGCGAGAGGAAGGAUGAAUCAGUGAUCAAUAAGUCCACUUACAUCGAGAAAGAUGUUGUUGAAGAUGAAGAAUUGUAUAAGAGUCUUCAGGCGAUGCCAUUCUAUCAUGGAUUCCUUCCUCGUGAUGAUCUCAGAGUCAUCAUCCGGAACGAGGGAGAUUACUUGAUUCGUGUUAGCGAGAUCACAACGAGAAAGGAUGGAAACCUUGGAAUUAAAAGAGAUAUUGUGUUGUCUGUGUGUUCUUCCGAUCGAGUUGGCACUGAAGCAGACACAAAGGAUGCCAAGUCUGAGAAUCCAGGAGAACGAAAGAUGCGAAACCUAGUCAUUCGUCGUUACGAUGGAAUGUAUGCAAUAAAAGGAAGUCAUUCGUUUCCAACUAUUGAGGCUCUUCUUGCAAACCAUCACGUCUCCAACACAUCAGAAACUAAAGAGAAUCGUUUUCUGAAAACGCCGAUCGAACUGCAAGGAUGGGAGUAUAGACAUACGGCAGUGAAGUUGGGUGAUAAAUUGGGAGGAGGGGCGUAUGGAGCAGUUAGAAAAGGAGUUUUGCAAAGAAAAGGAAGAAAAUUGGAUGCUGCAGUGAAAUUGAUGAAAGGAGGAGAGUUGAACAAGCUGAAGAUAAGAGAAAUGAUGAAUGAGGCUAGAUUAAUGAGAAACUUCAAGCACAAAAAUGUUGUUCGAUUCUACGGAGUUGCUGUAGUUGAGCAACCAUUGUACAUUCUUUUGGAAUUGGUCAAUGGAGGAGCUCUCAACACUUACCUUCAGAAGAAUAAAAACAGCGGCAUCAUUGAACUGUUUGGAAUGUGUCUUGGGGCGGCUCAAGGACUUCAAUAUCUUCAUGCUCAUCACUGCAUCCAUCGAGACAUUGCCGCUAGAAACUGUCUCUACUCGAUUGACAAAGUGGUCAAACUCUCCGAUUUCGGACUUUCCGUGAUUAGCAAUCAAUUCAAGUUGUGUGCUGCUCAGAAACUUCCCAUCAAAUGGCUUGCUCCUGAGACGAUCACUACUCUUUAUUUCACUCCAAAAACUGAUGUCUACAGUUAUGGAGUCAUGUGCUAUGAGAUAUUUUCAGAAGGAGAAGAACCAUGGGAGGGUGUUAGUAAUACUGAUACCAAGAAGAAUGUAGUUUACGGAAGACAUUUGACUAUGCCCGAUGCUUGUCCAGAUAAAUUUCGAUCGUUUGUUCACGAAAAAAUCUUCGUCGUCGAUCCGAAAAGACGAGUUGUGAUGGAUGAUGUCGUCAGAUUCAUUGAACCACUAAUCAAUGAUAUUCAUAAUGCAGCAGCAGUAAAUGCAGUCAUCAGCACGGCUGCUGAGAGAUCUGAAAAGGUCAAUCGAUCGAUGAUGGCUCCAGUGACUGGAGGAUCUACUCCUCGUAACGCUUCUAACUCAUCAAGAAAAUCGAAAAACAAGGCAAACCACAAAAAGGCAACAGGGGCAAAAGUCAAAGCUGGGAAAAAGACCAAUACAGUCACCAAUACAAUUGAGAAAUAA